Portunus trituberculatus (swimming crab) is the source of this 3322-nucleotide messenger RNA. RefSeq names its product UV-stimulated scaffold protein A-like. Lineage: Eukaryota; Metazoa; Arthropoda; Malacostraca; Decapoda; Portunidae. Gene Ontology annotation, biological process: response to UV; transcription-coupled nucleotide-excision repair. Gene Ontology annotation, molecular function: RNA polymerase II complex binding. Bases 441 to 2363 code for a protein of 640 amino acids. Gene Ontology annotation, cellular component: chromosome. The record is from RefSeq and is a predicted model, not a curated record. The transcript has 2 exons.
UCAGCUGACUAAAUGUAAACAAACAGUGUUUGAGAAGAUGGUGUAAACUCUUAAUCAGCUCCUCCGCAUAUAGCCUGAACUGUUGAACACAUCAGCACCGCAUACUGCACCUUUGGGGCACUAGAGGCUGUGACAGCCUGCAUGGACCCAACAAACCCCCAAGAAGAAGAAGAAGAAUGGUGUAACUCUUAACUUUUUACAGAAAUACUUGAAAUAACCACAACCAUUGACAAUUGAUUCCGUCAGACUUGUUGUCAUUGAUAUGCUGACUCUCAUGUGAUACUUCAGCCUCGGUCAGAAAAUAUAUAUGAUGGAUCAACUCUAUUAAUGAGAAUUGGCGCUGUAAUUCAAUUGGCAUGGAUUGCCAAAACGGUGAAAAUAUUCUCUUGUCCAAUUUUCAGUAAGAACAGCUUGAACCACCUUGCAACAAAGGAGGCGGAAUGGAUGGGGACCGGCGGGCUGCACACCUCAAAUACCUGGUGGAAAAACUGACUACAUCAGGGAAAGAUAACCUUGAUGAAGAAAAGUUCAAGAAAAUUAAGAAAAUAUGCAAGCAGUCAGAUAUAUAUGUUAUAGAACUAUACAGACUUGUCAUCAAACAACUGAAGAAAAAGCAUGCUGAAAUACGAUACAGUGCAUUUCAGAUAUGUGAUGCAAUUUUUCGCAGAUCUCAUUGUUUUCGAGAAUUGCUUCUGAAAGACUUUAUGCAGUUUAUAGAUCUUGCAUUAGGUUUGGAUCCUAAGAAACCUUUACCAAAGCCUGAUGCAGUUGCUAGAAAACUCAAGCAGAAAUGUGUUGAAGCUAUUCAGUAUUGGUAUGAUCAUUUUAGUGAUGGGUAUUUAACACUUAAACGGGCAUAUAGCUAUUUAAGAGAUUGUAAAAAAGUUGACUUUGCUGAACUUACGGCCAGAACUGAAGCAGAACAACAGAGAGCAGAGGAGGAGAGACGAAAGGCAGAAGAAAUGAAGAAUAAGAAGAUUGAAAAGAUUAAGAGGGAGCUUGAGGGAACUUCUGAUGAAAUAAAUGAUUGUAUAACUCAGUUUCACAACUGUUUCAAAUUAUUGAUACCAGAUGUUCAUGAUUUUUUCAUUCCUCUCAGUAGUGAAGAAGUUGGCAGUCAGGAGGAAAGUCUUGUUACAGAUAGUGGAAAAGAUAUUCAAGGAGAGGCAUCAUAUGAUGGUGAUGAGGAGCUUGAAGAAAAAGCUGAAUAUGGCUCAGAAUUUAUGCGUGGUCAUGGAAUUAUGAAAGGGACAAAUGUUAAAAUCACUCUGGAGGAUGUUAGAAAGGUGCAGAGGACUGAAGAUAAUGAAGUUGUGAUAGAAAACCUAAAAGAAUACAUUUGUAUCCUAAGUACUAAGCUAUUACCUAGUGUUAGAAGAUGGGAGGAAAUUAUUCAGCCUUAUAGUGCAGGUAAUGAAAGUUUGAUUAAGACUAUUAUUGAUCACAAGAUAUCCAUACAAAACUGUGUGAAAAGAUUUGAGUCACUGAAUAUUGUUAAUAAGGAAAACCAAACUGUAACCAAAGAUAUAAAUUCUGAUAGUGAUGAUGAUGAUGACUUCAUAGAGGUACCUUGGGAUGACCCAAGAGUGGUGAGGGCAGCUGCCUCAGAGGCUGCUUUGCUUGAAAUCACCAAACAUUCAUCUAGCCAUUCAACUUCAUCUCAGCCUGAUGAACCUGAUAAUCAACCAUCGUCUUCUGGGUUGUGUCACACGUCCUCUCAGGUUCAGUCUGGCAGCAGUAAAACAUCAGAAAGUUAUAGAUUUCCUGAUGAAUACCUCAGUAAAGGAACAUCAGCACCAAAACGCCAUCAUAACCCUCUUGCAGGACUAAGCCAAGUGUGGACAGCCACAGCAGAUUUACAUGAACAGGAGGAAGUUCAAAGUACAGGAGGCAUUUUAGGGAUAGCAACUCAGAGAGUAAAUUACGAGCGGUCUUGGGAGCCAGUAAAAUGGGCUUGUCGUGCACCUCUCAAGACUGGGCAGUUGUGUCCCCGCAAAGAUAGGGAAAAGUGUCCAUUUCAUGGCCCUAUUGUUCCUCGUGAUGAAACAGGGAAACCUCUGCGACCAGAGGAUGCAGCCCGGGAGCAAGCAGCAAGAGAACAGUAUGAGAGAGACCAUCCAGCUUGGCAGGAUCCACAACUUUUAGCAGAACUGAAGGCAGCAACUGGUGUAGAUUUGAAGAUAGACAAGGGAAGACGUAAAAGAAAUAGAUAUGAAAAUUUGACUGAUCUUAAAAAGACAACACCUAAAGAAAGACUAGCUAAGAAGGUACUCAGUAAAAAGGCUGUUAGGCGUCUUAAUGUUGCCCUAAAUAAGGAACAUAGGUCUGCUCCCAAUACCUCAAGUGAUUUUAGAUUUUCCUAAAAAUUGAAAUCACAACCUUGUAAUACAUAGAGUGAGACAAAAGACUCUAGGGAGGUUCAUGAUGGCUGUUGAUGUGCAAUUUUUUUACAACUAAUCAGAAUAAUAGUUCAACUUAGACAAAAUCAUUGUCUUAAUUAAUUACAAGCUAUUGAUUAUGUCUUGCAAAAUAAAUAAAUGUUACUGUUAUUUGUAUAAGAUUUGUAGUGAGCUGCACAUGUACGUAACAAUAAUGAUGUUUAAAUAUUUGAUUGCAUUAGGGAGCAACCAAGGCAGAUUAGCUACUACAUAUCAUAAUAAGUCGGAGAUGUCAGAAUGUUCUAUGUUCUCAUAUAUCAAAUUCUAUUAUACUUUUAGUUUAUGGCUUUUUUUUCAGAAUUUAGUUGUUUUUUUUUUACUUAUAAUCAAAAGUAUGUAUAUGUAUGUUUUUUUUUUUACUGUGUAAGUGAUUUCUUGAAAAUUAUUAUGAAAUGGGUUGGAACAUACAGUACAGUAAUUACACCAUGGACCUUAAAGAGAAAAUAAGCCAUUGUAAUCAAUAGACUGACCAAAGUUUGCAUGCACAAAACUUGAAUGUAACAAUCUUGUUAACUAAGAAAUUGAACAAGGGAAGCACAAUUUGUUGAAGAAACAUGGAAUCAUUUGGUUCUAUAAAACCACUGUACUGAAAUUUUUAACAAGUGUAAUAGUAGAGGCUUGAUGCUCAGGAAGUUUGUGCUGGUAAAUUUAGGUGCAAAAGCCAAAUAUUUACAAAAUUGUACCUAGGAGGAGGAACUAGGCACAAACAGUGUUGUAUUUAGCCACAUGAACUAAGUCACAGAAUGUGUGGUGAGCCUCACUGGUAACCACUGUACAGAGUUUUUAGUUCAUAUUUGUGGAUUUAUAUUGUCAUCCAUUGUUAUAAAUCAUGGUAAUUUCCACACCUGUAUUUGGUAAUUUAUAUAAUAAAGUUACAAAAUGUA